AUCCUUCCUAUAGUUUCUAUACGCUGUCCAUCUAUUUACUCUUUGUUGAUAUUAGUAUCCACACGACAUAUGUACCUCUGCCAUUACUCAAACCACCUUGAUUGCUUAUAGAAAAUCCAGUCUACCCGGAUGGGUACUUGAUCGCCUACAGUACUCUCGACCUCUUCGUGUUUGCUUCAACAUGCGAAACAAAACAUCUGAGUGACAAAAGAUUGACGGCUCCUGCAACACAACUACCUCCUAAUGCUAUGCCUAAGGGUGUUAUCCUUGCCAGACCUGCAUCUGUUGGCGAGUUACGGCGGAACAUCGUCCUGCAGCCGCACACGGAACACCUGCAAUAUGAAGGAGGGGAAGCUCUUUCUUUUGCAGGUGUUCUCUUGGAAGCUGCUGCCGUUUUUUCCUAUACCAUUCACUUUUGAGUUAAUAGGAUCCAACUCUUAUCCUUUGCUUUACUUGCUCUGUCCCUGGUGCAAAAGACCUUUGGGAUGCUUUCAUCUCAUCAUCUAUUUCAUGUUCUUGUCAUUGAAAGGCAGAUUUCUGGGUCAUACGGACUCCCUGCACGGUACCGCCAGUGACAACUUGGAUCUGGAUGUUGUUCGGGUACGUUCCCCAGCUUAGACUUAGUACUCACUUUGCCGCUGCUCGGGCGUGCACGACGCAUGCGACACAUCGGAGAAUUUCUGCAAUCUGACAUCAAGGGCGAUCAAAUACUGGUGAUAUGCCGUUGAAGGCGUCUCCAUCUAUACAUUCACACUUUAUGCCUACGAGCGCGACGGUCAAUAGUCAUCAUGGCUGUUCCGACAAACAGGAAGGCGAUCCUUCUCGCUAUAUUCAUUGCGUUCGGUUUCCUGUUUGGUUAUGACAUUGGUGUCAUUUCGGGAUGUCUCAUUAUGGACGACUUCGUCGCAAGGUUCGGUAAAAUAGGAAGUGAUGGCAAACCUUUCCUCUCAAGCUCAAGACAGUCCAUCAUCACUUCCUUGCUUUCAGCUGGCACUUUCGUUGGUGCUCUUGGCCAAGCCUUCACCUCUGAUCGAUUCGGUCGCAAGGGUUCGAUCUUGAUCUGGUCUGGGAUCUUCACCAUUGGAACUGCCAUCCAAACCGGAACCACUUUCUCCAUCGUACAAAUCACAAUAGGACGGUUCAUUGCUGGAUUGGGCGUUGGAGCACUAUCAGCUAUUGUGCCUUUGUAUAAUGGAGAAACUUCUCCGAAGGCCUUGCGUGGAAUGCUCCUGGUACUGUAUCAGCUUCAGAUCAUUAUAGGUAUCUUCAUAAGUUACAUCAUUGACCUCGGUACACAUUCCAUCGCCAACUCUGCAUCAUGGCGUAUACCAGUUGGGCUUCAAAUGCUCUGGGGUCUCAUCCUCCUCUCUGGCAUCUUCUUCCUUCCCGAAUCGCCCCGACAUCUCCUGGGCCAAGGAAAAGAAGCUGAAGCACGUACUGUCAUAGCACAACUCAAUAGCGUGCCAGAAGAUGACCUACUCGUUGUUGAGACUAUCGAAGAGCUCGAGUAUGCUAUCCGCGCUGAGAACGAAGGAGGAAAGGCGACUUGGAUCGAAUGUUUUUCGACGAGGAACAUGUUGUGGAAGCGCACCCUUAAUGGGAUGAUGUUACAAUUUAUCCAGCAGUUAAAUGGGCAGAACUUCUAUUACUACUACGGUGAUACAUUCUUCCAGAGUGCAGGAACUGAACUCUCGCCAUUCGUCAUUCAGACGAUUCUCGGUGCUGUCUCCGUUGUAGGAACAGUCCCAGCCCUAUAUCUCAUAGAGACUUGGGGUCGCCGUAACUCUCUUUUAACUGGCUCCAUCCUUGAAGCCAUCUGCUCCCUCAUCGCGGGCCUUGUUGGACAUUUUACCCUCGCUCCACCAAAUACCCCUCAAGAUCAACUCACAGUUCGGAACCGACAAGGAGGGGAUACCUUGAUUGCGUUUGCUGUGUUGCAUUUGUUUUCAUACUCGAUGUUUUGGGGCCCAACACCUUGGGUCUAUCUUGGAGAGAGUUUCCCGCUGCGAGUUAGGCCCAAAGCCAUUGCGCUAGGGAGUGCUACAAAUUGGAUUUGGAACUUCCUGCUUUCAUUCUUCGCACCUCGCAUUGCAGCACGCAUCGGACCUCUGAUCCUACUCAUCUUCUUUGGCAUGCUUGUAUUCGGAUACGUCUACGUCUAUCUCUUUAUUCCCGAAACCAAGGGUCUUAGUUUGGAAGAGGUCGAUGAGAUGUACCGAUCAGGCGUCAAACCAUGGAAUUCCGCCGGCUGGCGUCCAGCUCAGAAACAUGUACAUGACCACCAUAGCGAGGCAGAACUCAAAGAGCCGCUGCCUAUGGAAGUUAGAGAUGUCAAGGAGAAGGGCGAGGAAACUGCGUGAGGUGUUUUGUAACGAAUCCCUAAUUAUGUCUCUUGCCUAGUCCUUCGUGGUGAUGCAUUGUAUUCUAACAUCAUGUUUGUGUGACUACUUGGUACAAAUACACAAAAGCCUUCCAAGAGACAAGAGUCAAAGAUUCUUUGGGCUGAUUGAUCAGGAC
This is a messenger RNA of Somion occarium, 2517 nucleotides long. Lineage: Eukaryota; Fungi; Basidiomycota; Agaricomycetes; Polyporales; Cerrenaceae. The record is from the annotation of a GenBank genome assembly.